This is a messenger RNA of Colias croceus (clouded yellow), 3515 nucleotides long. It is a transcript of the gene Rhau, whose product is annotated as ATP-dependent DNA/RNA helicase DHX36. NCBI's taxonomy places the organism in Eukaryota, Metazoa, Arthropoda, Insecta, Lepidoptera, Pieridae. Gene Ontology annotation, cellular component: intracellular anatomical structure; cytoplasm; nucleus. The coding region runs from base 97 to 3402 and encodes 1101 amino acids. The record is from RefSeq and is a predicted model, not a curated record. Gene Ontology annotation, molecular function: DNA helicase activity; G-quadruplex RNA binding; ATP binding. The transcript has 13 exons.
AUUCGGCAAUCGGCUAUUGAUAAAGUAAAUAAAAGGCUCUACGAUAAAAGGUUAAAUAAUUAUAUUUCGACUAAUAUUUGAAAAUUCUACAUUGAAAUGUCGAAAUCUCGAGGUAAUGAUAAUUGGAAAAGAACACACAACCCAAGAGGCAGGGGAUGGAGCGGAGACAGGCAAUCUGGACAUCGCAGACCUCCUGGAUUAAGAGGAAAAGAGAUUGGAAUGUAUUACAGAAAUCUUUAUAAAACUCAAAAGAAAAAAGACCCAAAAGUGAUGAACCUCAAAAUUCCUGCUACUAUACUAACAGAAGUUGAUAACAAUUUGACAAUUAUAGAAGAAAUUGCAUCAAAAGAAAAUAUAUCAAUAGCAAGCAUGAAUGAUAUUUUAUUUCAAAACUUUAAAAUACCAAAGAGCGAAAAAAUCAAAAGAAAUGAAUCUGAUUCAAAUAUGGACAGUGAAAAUGAUGAUGAAAGUGCAUGUAAAGACCAAAAACGAAACGAUUCUGCUGAAAAUUUAAAUAUAUCCUUUAAGAAUUAUCAAUCUGCUGCUAAGGAUAAAAUUGUAAAUAAUGAAGAAUUAAUGGAGGUUGAUCAUGGGAAUAAAAUUACAGAUAAAUCUGAUAAAGAAAUAUCAGACAAUGCUAGAUCAUGUAUUACAGAUUCUCUCCCUACAAAAAAGGAGUCAAGUAAAGAAAAACCAGCAUCUAAACCAACCAAUGAGAAAGUUUUUGCAUUAAGACAAGAAAAGCAUUUUAAAUAUGGAUAUGAAGACAUUAUAACAGGAACAUUUCAGGAGAAAUUAGACGAAAAUCUUUCAAAUGGUAUCCCAAUAUUAUCAUCAGAUGCAGAAACAAAUAAUCAUAAUGAGUUGUUGCAUAAAGAAUAUAAUAAUAUGUUAACAAUUUCUGCAUAUAAAAAGAUGUUGGAGUUUCGUAAAAUUUUACCAGCAUAUAAAAAAAGGGAUCAUAUUUUAGAUGUAAUUGAUAAAAAUCAAGUUAUUGUUAUCAGCGGUGAAACUGGAUGCGGAAAAUCAACACAGAUACCUCAAUUAAUCCUCGAUCAGGCUAUAAUAAGUAAAAAGGGUGCCAAUACAAAAAUUCUAGUCACGCAACCAAGAAGGAUAGCAGCUUCAUCUCUUGCCAUGAGAGUUGCUAAUGAAAGAGCCGAAAAGCUUGGAACUUCUGUAGGAUAUAGUGUAAGAUUAGAAAAAGUGGAACCGAGAACUAGAGGGAGUAUCAUGUAUUGCACUACUGGUGUUCUCUUAGUAGAAUUAGAAGUAAAUCAAGCAUUAACCAACUUCAGUCACAUAAUAUUGGAUGAAGUGCAUGAAAGAGAUUCCCACAUUGAUUUAGCUAUGUGCAUGUUAAAGCAGAUAUUAAAAAAACGCAAUGAUCUGAGACUUAUCUUGAUGAGUGCGACAUUGGAUGCCGAUGUACUAUCAAACUACUUUGACGAUUGUCCAGUCGUUCAUAUUGAGGGACUCGCGUACCCUGUAGAAGAUGUGUAUCUAGAAGAUAUACUGAAAUUCACCAACUUUAAAUUGGAAGAAGAACCGCCAAAACCUAAAAAGCCAAUAUGGAUGAAACAUAGAGACAAGGGUAAAGCUCACGUCGAUCCAGAUGAAAUGGAGAAAGAUAUACAAUAUAAAGCAGAAAUUGCACCGUGGCUUGAGUCAGUUAAAAAAGAUUUGACGCCUCAUGUCUAUAAAACGCUUCAAGAUUCACGAAUAGAAAAAUUGAACAUUAAUCUUAUACUUGAGCUGCUAAUUUAUAUCUGUAAAGGAGAUCCGGGCGCAAUAUUAGUAUUUCUGCCAGGAAUGGGUGAAAUUGGCAAGCUGAUUAGAAGUAUGGAAACUAGCAACCAGUUCCCGAGUUCGAGAUAUGAAAUAUAUCCGUUACAUUCAAAAUUAGCUACAUUGGAACAACACAAAAUAUUUGAUAGACCUCCCGAUGGUAUACGAAAAAUAAUAAUCGCAACAAAUAUCGCUGAGACUUCUAUUACCAUUGAUGACAUUGUGUAUGUUAUAGACUGUGGUAGAUUGAAAAUAAGUGGAUUAAAUGUUGUCAAAAAUAUAUCUACCUUAGACAUACAAUGGGUUGCGAAAGCUAAUUUGCGACAAAGACGAGGUCGUGCCGGACGAUGCCAGCCUGGUAUUUGUUACCACUUAUUAACUUCAUACCGUGCAAAUCAGCUCCCCGACAGACUGUUACCGGAAUUGCAGAGGAGUAAUCUGCUAGAGCCAGUAUUGAUGGUGAAGAAACUGCGUCUCGGUAUGGCCGUUGAAGCUUUCCAAAUGGUGCCUUCGCAACCAGCUAAGAGCACUGUUGAAUGGGCUGUGCGACAUUUACAAAAAUGUGGAGCGUUAGACGACAAGGAAAUAUUAACUCCCCUUGGCUGGCACUUGGCCCGGCUGCCCAUCCACCCCGCGGCGGGCAAGUUACUGUUGCUAGGCGCUCUCUUCGGUUGCCUCGAUAGAGCCGCUAGUGUUGCCGCUGUGUGGAGUUUUAAAGACCCCUUCCAGCUUGUACUCGGCAAGGAGUUUGAAACGAAACAGAUAAAACGAUCCUUGGCUUUGGGCGAACCUAGUGACCAUGUGGCCAUUUCUGAAGCAAUAAUGCAAUGGGAAAUGCAACCAAACAGGGAAAAGCGAUCAUUCGCAUAUGAAAACUACUUAUCAAGCAAUACAUUGGAAUUACUCCGCGAUAUGAAAAGACAAUUGGGAGACAAUUUGAAGCAAAUGGGAUUUUUGGCGAACGGCGAUAUACAGUCAGAGUGGGAGAAUCGUAAUUGGAAUAACAUAAGCCUUUUCAAAGCGAUAGUUGCUGCUGCAUUGUAUCCUAACUUGGCGCAAGUUCAUUGGCGUAAUUUGAGAAGUUACAAAAGGCCUGCAACGAUAACCGCAUACUGUCCAGAAGACGGUAAGGUGAAAGUACAUCCCAGCAGUGUGAUGACGCAACAAACGUCCAGAAAACACGUGCCUACUAGGGAACAGCUUUGCAAUAACCCUGGUGCGAACUGGCUUGUGUACUGGCUUAAACAGAAGUCCAGUGAUUUGUUCCUUAUCGAAGUUACUCUUGUGUACACGCUACCUCUGCUGUUCUUUGGAGAGUUUUUCGUUCAGGACGAUCCCGACGAUUCAAACAACUGUUUUAUGACCAUGUCAAGUAUAAAUGUGCGAUGCGAUAAAAAUACGACAAACAGAAUUCUCAAACUUCGUUAUUUGCUCGACAAAGUUUUAGCUAACAAAGUUAUGACGACGAGUACACGCCAUUCCGUUAAGCAUAGUGAAUUUGAAGAACAAGUUUUAAACGCUGUGAUACAACUUAUAACUGCUGAGGAUGAACAAGCUGAAUAUUACGAUGACGGCUCCUUUUCGGAUACGUCAGACAAAGAUAAUGCUUAUUAAUAUUUUUUAAAUAUGAACUCUAACAAAAGAGCAGAGAUCACUUUCUUGAAGCUCGUCGUCGAACAUGAGCAUUGAGCGUUCACAUUGUAAAUAAAUAAAUAUUUAAAUGAUAA